CUUAUUAUUUUGUUGACAAUUAUAAAUAAGUCUAUAGACAUUUAAGAUAUUAAUUACAUAUUUUAAUAUGGCGAAAGACGACAGUGAGACAAAAAAUGUUAUUGCAGAUGCCUUGGAUAGGCAUAACUUCUACAGAAAAAAACACAAUGUGCCUCCUUUAAAAAUUAAUUCAAAGUUGAAUGAAAUUAGUCAAAAUUGGGCUGACGAACUUGCUAAAACUGACAAAGCGUCUCAUCGUCCAAAAAAUGCUUACGGUGAAAAUAUUUAUACUAUAUGGUCAACAGAAGAAGUGACACAAUUGGGCAUUAAAGCAGUAGACAGCUGGUAUAGUGAAAUAAAAUAUUUUAAUUUUCAAGGAACAAACGAUGACAUGGCUGCUUCCACAAAAGCAUUUCACUUUACUCAAUUAAUUUGGAAAGACAGUGAAGAGCUUGGUGUCGGUGCGUCCAAAAGUCCUAAAUCCGGUAAAUUAUACGUAGUAUGUAAUUAUGACCCGCACGGAAAUGUUAGAUCGCAAUUUAAAGAACAAGUAUUGGAAUCUGAUACUUCAUAAUCAGAGUCGCUACUAAAUUAAUAUUCUCGAAAAUAUUAUAUUCAUAUCGAUAUUUGGCUUUGGGAUUAAAAACACGUACAACAAUAUUGUUUGAAUUCAUUUUAAAAUUUUUAUUUCAUAUAAUAAUUAUUCAAUAAAGAUAACUUUAUGCUAAUAAGGCUUUUAGUUAUGUCAAUACAAAAGAUACAAGGGUUCGAGAGUAAGAUAAUUAGUCUCUAUUAUUUAUCAUUGUUCCCACAGUUGAACAAUAUCGCAUGUACCAAAAUGUCAGCGUGUGAUAUUGUACUCGUAGUAUAAGAAAAUAAUGCUAUCACAUUAAUACAUUUAAUAAUACGACAAAUAGUCUACGAUUUAAAAUAUAAAUAUACAUGUACAUACAA
Rhopalosiphum maidis (corn leaf aphid) is the source of this 933-nucleotide messenger RNA. Its product is annotated as Golgi-associated plant pathogenesis-related protein 1-like. The record is from RefSeq and is a predicted model, not a curated record. Gene Ontology annotation, cellular component: extracellular region. The coding region runs from base 68 to 553 and encodes 161 amino acids. Lineage: Eukaryota; Metazoa; Arthropoda; Insecta; Hemiptera; Aphididae. The transcript has 4 exons.